This is a messenger RNA of Peromyscus eremicus (cactus mouse), 823 nucleotides long. RefSeq names its product methylmalonyl-CoA epimerase (gene Mcee). Gene Ontology annotation, biological process: L-methylmalonyl-CoA metabolic process. The transcript is spliced from 3 exons. The record is from RefSeq and is a predicted model, not a curated record. Gene Ontology annotation, cellular component: mitochondrion. NCBI's taxonomy places the organism in Eukaryota, Metazoa, Chordata, Mammalia, Rodentia, Cricetidae. Gene Ontology annotation, molecular function: methylmalonyl-CoA epimerase activity. Bases 147 to 683 code for a protein of 178 amino acids.
GGACUCGCGCCCCGCCCCUGGCCGUUUUUCCCCGCCCACAUAAGCUUUAAACACGCCCCCAGGCCUCAGUCCCCGCCCCCUGCCCGCCUUCCCAGUCCACUCUGCCCUACUAGGUCGCUGUGCAAGCAAGUGCAUUGCUUCAGGAGAUGAAGCAUAUAGUGAAGGCCGCCCUGUUGGCUGCGAGCGCUACAGGGCUUUUCUCCAGAGUCCAAAUUCCAGUUGCCGCAGGGAGAAGUUUUUCCAAAUCACAGUCCCUGGAUCAAAUGUCAGGUCCUGUGUGGAACCUGGGUCGGCUCAAUCACGUGGCCAUAGCAGUGCCAGAUUUGGGAAAGGCCUCGUCAUUUUAUAGGGAUGUUCUGGGGGCCCAGGUAAGUGAGGCGGUCCCUCUUCCGGAACAUGGAGUAUCUGUUGUUUUUGUCGACCUGGGCAACACCAAACUGGAACUUCUUCACCCACUGGGGAGCGACAGUCCAAUCUCAGGCUUUCUGCAGAAGAAGAAGGCUGGAGGAAUGCAUCACCUCUGCAUCGAGGUGGACGAUAUAGAGACAGCUGUGAAGGAUUUGAAGAAAAAGAAGAUUCAUAGUCUGACUGAUGAAACCAAAAUAGGAGCACAUGGGAAACCCGUGAUUUUCCUCCAUCCCAAAGACUGUGGUGGGGUCCUUGUAGAACUGGAGCAAGCAUGAUUUAUAUUUGUGCGACACUUACUUGACCUGAGCAGUCCUUAUCAACACUAUCAGAUGUAUUAUGCUACUGCUUCCGCGACUUAAAACUUCAAAUUAAUUACAGAAAGAUUAAAAAUAUAUGUACACGUGUGUGUAUAUAA